ACAUAAUUUCUUACAUAAUCAAACUUUUAACCAGUGAAAAAAAUUUCAAACGAAAAAAAAAAGGAGCCCAAAAAGUUGCCGUUCAGAAAUCAUAUAUUUAAAAAUACGGUUAAAGCAAAGUAACGAAUAUCUGUACUUUUGGUUCCUAGUUCAUUCGAAACAACAACUGUAAAGUAGUGAUAUACGCCAUGUCCAAUUUGGAUAGUUUUAUUACUAGAAACAGGGGUGCAAUUGCCAUCACGGCUUUGGCUGGUGUUUCAGCUGUGGGUGCUUAUUAUUAUUAUACCACUCAACAACAGCAACAACAAGAUCAACAAGGUUCAACUGGUGCUACUGAAGAUGUGAAUGGUAGUAAGAAAACCAAGAAGUCCAAGAAGAAGAAGAAGACUUCUGCUGGUGGCAAAAGUGAAGAAUCUACUCCAACUUCAUCAGCUGGAUCAAAAUCAGUUGAAGAAGCUAGUUCUACUACUACUACUGCUGCUGUGGUUUAUCCAGUUAAUUCUGAAGGAUUACCUGCUAUCACUGAAGAUAUUGUGAAUAACUUAUCUGGGGAUGAAAAGGAAGUAUGGGCUUUAGCCUUAAAGGAAGAUGGUAAUAAUGAAUUUAAAAAUAAAAAAUUUGAAAAUGCUAUUGCCUUUUAUUCCGCUGCAUUACAAUUAAAAAUUGAUCCAAUUUUUUAUUCUAACAGAUCUGCUUGUUAUGCUGCUUUAAAUGAUCAUCAAAAUGUUAUUGCUGAUACUACUGAAGCCAUCAAAUUAAAACCUGAUUAUACUAAAUGUGUAUUAAGAAGAGCUACUUCUUAUGAAGUAUUAGAAGAUUAUCCAAAUGCUAUGUUUGAUUUAACUGCUUUAACCAUUUAUGGUGGUUUCAGUAAUAAAUCAAUUGAAGCUGUUUUAGAACGAGUUUUAAAGAAACAUUCGAUUAAAAUUGUCGAAAAUAAACCAAAACAAUAUAGAUUACCUUCUGCUUCAACUAUCAGUUCAUUCUUUGGUGCUUUUGUUGAAGAUUCAAGUCCUGAUGGAAUUAGUGCUGAAUCUGAAGAUGUGGCUGAUAAAUACUUGUUUGAAGCUUUGAAAGAAAUUAAUGCUAAUACUGCUAAUGGUUAUGAUACUGCUGAUACUUUACUUAAUCAAGCGGUUGAAGCUUAUAAUACUUCUGAAUUAACUUCGGAAUCUCCAAAAGCUGGUCUUGCAUCAAUUGCAUUAGAAUAUUUAUCUUCUUUCCAAUUUUUAAAGAAUGAUCCUGCUGCUGCUGCCAUUAGUAUUGAACAAGCCAUUAAUUUAAAACCAAGAGCAAGAUCAUUUGUGAUUAGAGCUUUAAUUAAUGCUGAUGCAAGUUCUAUGAAUAAUGCUAUUCAAGAUUUCCAAUUAGCUAAACAAUUGGAUCCAAAUAGUCCUGAUAUUUAUUAUCAAUUAGGUCAAUUCCAUUAUCUUCAAGGAGAAUUAGCUGAUGCUGAAGCUAAUUUCAAUAAAGCUAAAGAAUUAAAUGAAGAUAAUGUUUAUGCUUAUAUUCAAUUAGCUUGUAUUACUUAUAAAAAUGGAGGUAUAAAUGAAGCUACUGAAAAAUUCACGGCAGCUAAAUUAAAAUUUGCUACUUCACCAGAAGUUCCAAAUUAUUAUGGUGAAAUUUUAGCUGAUAAAGGUGAUAUUGCUGAAGCUUGUAAACAAUUCCAAAUUGCAGCAAGAUUACAAGAAUCAUUACCAAAUUUUUCCGUUGGUGCUUUACCAUUAAUUAAUGAAGCUACUUUAAUUUCCAGAGAAAGUUUAGAGAAAUUAGAUGAUGCAGAAAAAUUAUUAUUAAAAGCUUGUGAAUUAGAUCCAAAAUCUGAAUUAGCCAAGAUUUCAUUAGCCCAAAUCAAAUUACAAAAGGAUGAAGUUGAUGAAGCUAUUUUAUUAUUUGAAGAAUCAGCUGAUUUAGCUAGAACUUUUGAAGAAAAGAUUCAAGCUACUUCCUUUGCUGAAGCAAGUAAAAUGCAAAUGAGAAUUAAGAAUGAUCCAGUUUUAACUUCUAAAAUCAAUGAAAUCAUGAGAAAUACCACUGGUUAUCAAUAAGAUCAGUCAGUCAUAGAAUAUCACUCACCCAUAUCCCUAAUAAUCACUCAACCAAUCAACAAAUUAGUCAUUGCACCAUCCAUUCCUUCCUUCAUCGUUUAGAGUCUCUUUGUUUCAUCUUAAUCGUAUUUUGUUUUCUUGUAUAUUCCUUUUAUAUUUUAGUAUAUCUUUUUUUGUUAUUUGGAAAAUGAAAAAUUAAAAAUAUUUUCAAUCCUCCCCAACCCCACCAAUCAGUUCAUAACCAAACAACAACAACAACAGCCUA
Molecule: messenger RNA, 2316 nt
Organism: Scheffersomyces coipomensis
Lineage: Eukaryota; Fungi; Ascomycota; Pichiomycetes; Serinales; Debaryomycetaceae
Gene: TOM70
Product: protein channel
Exons: 1
Coding region: 189-2051 (620 amino acids)
Biological process (GO): protein insertion into mitochondrial inner membrane; protein import into mitochondrial matrix
Cellular component (GO): mitochondrial outer membrane
Molecular function (GO): transmembrane protein transporter activity; protein binding
Source: RefSeq, a predicted model, not a curated record